UGGCGAUCUAUUUGCAGUGGCGCGAAGCAGUUUUUGGGCGCGGCGGCGGGUGAAGCGAGAGUGGAUUUCGUGGGCGCUGGUUGAAAUUACGGUGUUUUGACUUUUACACGAAGAUCUAAGUGAACAUUUUGCAAGGACUGUUUACACUUGUGCUGCCCUAAAUUUCUAGUUGCAGCCAUGGCGGAUGUGGCUGGUCAGAGUCAAAAUGAAAAUGAGGCUGGAAAUGUUCCAGAAGUGGAACUUAUCAUAAAGGCGUCUACCAUCGACGGCCGAAGGAAGGGCGCCUGUCUGUUCUGCCAGGAGUACUUCAUGGACCUCUACCUGCUCGCCGAACUGAAGACCAUCUCGCUGAAAGUCACCACCGUCGACAUGCUCAAACCGCCACCUGACUUCAGGUCCAACUUUGACGCCACGCUGCCGCCCAUCCUGGUGGAUAACGGGCUGGCCGUGCUGGAAAACGAAAAGAUCGAGCGGCACAUCAUGAAGAACGUGCCCGGCGGCCACAACCUGUUCGUACAGGACAAGGAGGUGGCUACCAAGAUCGAGAACGUCUACAGCAAAUUCAAGCUGAUGCUGCUGAAGGGAGACGACCACUCGAAGCAGGUGCUGCUCUCCGUGCUGCGGAAGAUCGACGAGCACCUGGGCCAGAAGAAGACGCGCUUCCUGACGGGCGACACGUUGUGCUGCUUCGACUGCGAGCUGAUGCCCAAGCUGCAGCACAUCCGGGUGGCAGGGAAGUUUUUCCAGGAGUUUGAGAUUCCUGCCGAGUUCGAGAACCUGUGGCGCUACAUGCACCACAUGUACCUGCUGGACGCCUUCACACAGUCGUGUCCGGCCGACCAGGACAUCAUCAACCACUACAAGCUGCAGCAGCGCACGAAGAUGAAGAAGCACGAGGAACUGGAGACGCCCUCGUUUACCACCUCGAUCCCGCCAUCGGUCCAGGUCGACUGACGGCCGCCCGUCCCCCGCGCAGACCGGCAGACGGCCGCCGGUACCCCGCGCAGACCGGCAGACGGCUGCCGGUACCCCGCGCAGACCGGCAGACGGCCGCCCGUCCCCCGCGGCCGGUCCAGCUGACGGCCGCCGGUACCCCGCGCAGACCGGCAGACGGCCGCCGGUCCCUCUGGCGGUCCGGCCCGCAGGCGGUGCUGAACUGAGCGCCCGCCCGCCCGCCCGUGACGGUCCGGCCGGCGGAUGUGUAUGUUGAUGUGGGCUGAUCUGAACUGCGGCCUGCUGCACAGUCGUCAGACGUGUAUCGGGUCCUCCCAGUCCGCUGUGUGGAUGUGGACACGCGCCCGCCUUGACAUAGUCGGGCGUACAUCGGGCCGGACUGGACGCGACUAGCUGCUCUACGUAUCGCAGUGCUUCUGCAGAGCAGACUGACAGGCCAGAUGAUUGCGUUUUGCCGUGGGCGGGUAUGUUAUGUGCUUCUGUGGUUACUCUGCGAAAUUGUUCGCAAUGGCGGCGCGUCCGAAUGACCAAGGGACAGUGAAGGGUGGGCUCACUCGCCUAUUCGAUCUCUCUGCCGAAGGGAUGUCGCCUUCUGAAUUAGCCGCUUGUGCCUGAGAAUGACUGAACUCACUAUGUCACAACAUUCCGGGUGGGAGGCCCAGGGCGGCGACCCGGGGCUCCCGCACGGAGAGAGAAAAUAUACUGACCGAAUAUGCGGA
This is a messenger RNA of Amphibalanus amphitrite, 1673 nucleotides long. Its product is annotated as chloride intracellular channel exc-4-like. NCBI's taxonomy places the organism in Eukaryota, Metazoa, Arthropoda, Thecostraca, Balanomorpha, Balanidae. Gene Ontology annotation, biological process: chloride transport. The record is from RefSeq and is a predicted model, not a curated record. Gene Ontology annotation, molecular function: chloride channel activity. The transcript has 6 exons. Gene Ontology annotation, cellular component: cytoplasm; apical plasma membrane. Bases 178 to 954 code for a protein of 258 amino acids.